AUGCAGAGUACAUUUCGAUAUCCUGACGGUUCUGAAUAUACAGGUGAAUGGAAUAGUGAUGGUGAACGACAUGGAUUCGGUCAAUUCUCAUUUUCUGAUCAAGCUAAAUAUCGUGGUCAAUUUGAACAUGGUCUUUUUUCUGGACUUGGAUGUAUUACAUAUCCCGAUGGUUCAAAAUAUGAUGGUGAACUUUCUCAAGGACGUUAUAAUGGUUUAGGUGUAUUUAUUCGUUGUGAUGGUAUGAAAUAUGAAGGACAAUUACAAAAUGGACUUAUCUGUGGUUUAGGUUUGCUAACAUUUGCUGAUGGUUCUCAUGGUUUACCAAGAAAUGAAGGUUAUUUUGAAAAUAAUAAAUUAGUACGACAUGAAAAAUGUCCAGAUAUCAUACGAAAAGCUAUUAUAUGUGCAGAAAAAGCAAAAAAUCAACAGCCUCCACAAGAAAAUAGAAGCACCUGA
Adineta steineri is the source of this 456-nucleotide messenger RNA. Lineage: Eukaryota; Metazoa; Rotifera; Eurotatoria; Adinetida; Adinetidae. The record is from the annotation of a GenBank genome assembly.